Molecule: messenger RNA, 2578 nt
Organism: Caenorhabditis auriculariae
Lineage: Eukaryota; Metazoa; Nematoda; Chromadorea; Rhabditida; Rhabditidae
Source: the annotation of a GenBank genome assembly
AUGUCAGGAUUGGUGAAAAAGUGCUGCAAUUGUCGCGUUGACCUUCCAGAAUCCAGCAGGUAUUUAUUAGGCUUUCAUAUAACUUUAAGAAACAAAUUUUUAAGCGCACCGCAAUGUGCAAAGUGUCAAAAAAACGAGCAGAAAUACGGGAAGGUACGAUUUGAAUCAUUAUUUUCAGUUGAAAAUUUUCGAAACUUCUUUCAGCCGACGACAUGCAAGUUCUGCCAACUGAAUGCCGCGUUUCACGAACAGAAGUGUGUCUACUGUUCACAUUCGGAACGGAAGUUCGGCCCUCCUGUGUCAUGUGCAAACUGCAAACUAAACAGCGCCUUCCAGAAGCAUCCCAGAGCUGUUCGUUUUUUAUUUUCGUUCAUCUUUUCAGUUUCUUUCUUAGUUUAUACAUCUAAUUAAAAUUUAACUGAAGCGAAAAUCUUAAAAAAUCCAAGGAGAGUCGAAAAUUUUCUGUGGCUUAGUAACCGUCUUUUCAAAUUAUUCAAAUUCUGCAAACUUCUUUCCCAAUGCUAUAAAAUAAAACUUUUACCCAAACUUUCUUGAAAAAUUUCUAAAUCUUCAAAGAAAUAGAGCUCUAUGAGAUGAUUUCUGGGGUUUUUUAAGAGGUUAAAUUGUUUCAUUGAUGUAUGCUUCAUGUUAGAUUCGAUUUAAAUCUCACCAAAAUAUUGAAAAUUCAAGGAAAACUUGGACAGUUUAUUACUUUGAGCUUUCUUUUAUACAGAAGUUUCUGAAUAUUUGUUUUUUUUUUCCACUUUAUUCAAAGCAGGUUGGGAAAAAUAUGUACUGGAGGUCUUGAAAUAGUUCAUGAAAUGUGAAAAUAAGCUGUUUAGACUUCUGUCUUUUUCCUUCCAAGCAAGUGGUUAACUGAGUAUAUAUCUUAACUUUAAGAAAGUCCGAAAAUUAGGAAGGGAAGUAAAUGGGGAAAAUCAAGGGGAAAAAAUGAAUCAUUUCUUGUUUCUCGAGCAAAGUUUUAUCCAAAGUGGGUCGCUUCACUUUUUUUGAUCAUUAUUUUUAUCAAAAAAAGAAUGCUUAAUCUAUAUGUUAUUUAUACAUUUUCAUCGUUUGAAAAAGUUAAUGCCUCUAUGACUUUUUAUUUCAAAGUAAAACCUUGACUCAAAAAAAACCUUAGUUCUGGAAAAAUUUUUUUCCCAUCUUCAUUUUACUUAACAAGGGAGGCCUUGUUGAUUUGCGGACUCUCUUCAAAAUUUGCCAGAACGCUCCUUGGUGUCACAGAGAAAGAUUCGGAAAGUCUCAACCUGCACAAGUGUCUAGUUUUCGAGAAAUAAGGGCUCAAAGCCCAAAAACGGCGCAUUUUAAAGGAUUUUGGGGGUGUUCUUUCUCGAAAACUAGGAAGUUAUGCAGGUUGAGGCAUCCAGAAUCUUUUUUUGGUUUAGACGAUUCACGGCUAGCUUGGGACGUAAAAAGGCGUAGUCUGUCUGCACUCUCCACCAACCAGGCACUGUCUCUUCUCUUUUCGUGUCAGGACCCUUUUCAAGAUGGUUAAAGCCAACCGUGAAUCAGCUAUACACCAAGGAGUAUUCUGCCCAAUUUUCAAGGAAAUCUGAAAAAUAAAAUGACCUUCCUCGUAAAGUUCGAAUUUAUCCAUUUUUCAGGCAGGACCCACUUUAUGUCGCAUGUGCAUCAUGCAGGCCCGGUCGAUGAAGCAGUCAACACUCGCUGGAGUUACAGUACCGCCUCUCGAAAAGCACUCAAGCAGCACGAAAACGUCGGGAAAGAGGAAACGGCAUGAAAAAUCGGUAGGUGUAUCCUCACCGGAAAGUUUUUGAUGAGAGAAAUCGAGCAGUCCGACGAAUCCGCAGCGAAGAUGGGCCGUGCGGAGAACGCCCUCGCGCAGACCGAUCUGAUGCAUUUGCAACAACUCCGGGACAAGAUCGCACGUCUCUCUUCGACUAUAAAAGAAAAAGAAGAAAUGAUCCUACAAAGAGAUAAAACUGUAAGUUGUUCUUUUUUAGGAUGACAAAGGUUCUUUUUUGCUGCCUUUUUGCGCCAUUUCUUCUUCGGCUUCUAUGAACCAUGUUUGCUGCCUCUCUCCUUUUCCACCAUCCCUUGAGCCUUUUAAAUCUCAAAAAAUUUGAAGGCUCGAUAAAGGGACUCUUUUUGCUGCCUUUCUGCGACCUUUUUUGAACCCUUUCAGCGGCCAUUAUCCACCGUUCCAACUUUGCCCGAGUAGGCAAAAAUAUGGAUGAAAAAGGGUGGAAAAAGGCUCCAUAGAAAUUUUCAUUUAGGGAGACAAAGGCACCUUUUUCGCGGCCUUUUUUCUGCUUUUCUGCAACCCUUUUUGAGUCUCUCCCUUUUAGCGGCCCUUAUCCACCAUUCUGACUUUGCCCGAGAUUGAAAAAUGAUAAUUUUUCAUUUUUUAAGAUCGCAUCGAUGAAAGCUGCCGCAAGUAGCAUGGAACGCAAACAUCGGGAAAAAGUUGAGCAGCUACAAAAAGAAAAAGAAGAAGCUAUAACGACCGUCAUCGAGAAACAUCGCACGUCUAAGGUGAGCUCAUCUCUUCAGACAUUCAGAGCUUUAAAUUAUUUUCCAGAGCAAAAAAACCUAA